GAAACCAAAGGCCAAGAGCUUUGGCAGAGCAAGGUUGGCAAGGGAGAGUUGAAUUAAUUAGAGAUUGAUAGCCAAAUGGAAAUCUGUUAUUCUUUUGGAAAUUUAAUGCAGACAGACAUAUUUGCACAUAUUUUCCAAGAGAUUCUCUACACAAACCUCUUCUCUUUCUCUCUUUCUUUUCAAAUCUCUUUCUUUUGCAGUUCUUCCAAGAACACCGACUGUUGCAGUCUGUUUUCAUGGGUGUUGACGACCCUUUUGAAAAAGAUGAUGAUCAUCACGUACCCUUUGAAAAGAAGAAGAAUGUGAAGCAUGGAAACCCAAAGGCCAUUAUACGCAUCUGUGACCUUUGUGGCAAAACAUUCAUCGGCGGAAAGGCUUUGGGAGGUCACAGAAGAUCGCACUUUCAGACCAAGAAAGUUGCGGCCAAGAUGGGAUGCUGCUGUAUAUGCAAGAAGGAUUUCCCGUCGAUGAGAUCGUUGUUCGGCCACAUGAGGGCCCACCCAGAUAGAGAUUGGAAGGGGAUUCAACCUCCAAGAAAAAGUCGCAGUUCGACAAUGGCAGAUUCUGCGGAUGAUGAUGAUGAUGAUGAAGACGACAACAAUGGCCCCCAAUUGACACGUGCGAAAUCCGAUACCGAUGUUCUUCUUAAGUCCGUUUCCAACUGGUCGAAGACGGAGAGGAGGCGGCGGAUAAGUACCGGCGCAGUUGCGGCGGCCCAGAUUCUCGUUUCUAUUUCUCGUGGAGAAAAUCCCACCCAGCUGCCUGAAUACAGUUGCUCCAUAAAUCAGGCUGCGAUUGAAGUUCGUAGAGAAGAAAAACAGAGGAUCGUGAAAAAGAAGAAGGCGAAGAGUUGGGUAGAGAAGUUGAGAGAUUGUGAAGAGAGUGAAGCAACAAAUGGUGAGAAAGUGGGUGAGAAUUGCUAUAAAUGCAGCACUUGUGAUAAAUCCUUCCCGACCUUUCAAGGCUUGGGGGGUCACAGAUCCAUCCACAACAAAGACAAGAACAGAGAAGCAACAAAUAUUGUUGCAUCAUUUGCAGAUACUUUCAGAAUUGAUGAGGGUGAAGAAAGCAACAAGACAUUCCCAUCACCAGGAGAAGCCAGCCAGACAGGUCCAAGAAGAAUGGAUUUUGAUCUAAAUCAACCUUAUGAUAUGGAAGAUGAAGAUGUAUAUUGAGUCUACCUUCAAUCAGGGAACAAAGGCUUGGGCUGCAAGAGAGAC
Messenger RNA from Alnus glutinosa, 1220 nucleotides. RefSeq names its product zinc finger protein ZAT9-like. NCBI's taxonomy places the organism in Eukaryota, Viridiplantae, Streptophyta, Magnoliopsida, Fagales, Betulaceae. The transcript has 2 exons. The record is from RefSeq and is a predicted model, not a curated record. Gene Ontology annotation, molecular function: DNA-binding transcription factor activity. The coding region runs from base 237 to 1175 and encodes 312 amino acids.